This is a messenger RNA of Amphimedon queenslandica, 968 nucleotides long. Its product is annotated as high mobility group protein 20A-like. Lineage: Eukaryota; Metazoa; Porifera; Demospongiae; Haplosclerida; Niphatidae. Bases 55 to 933 code for a protein of 292 amino acids. Gene Ontology annotation, biological process: regulation of gene expression. The transcript is spliced from 5 exons. Gene Ontology annotation, cellular component: nucleus. The record is from RefSeq and is a predicted model, not a curated record.
UUCAAUAUGGGCGUGGCCAUAUUUUAGCCCCGCCUGUUUACCAUCACAAACAAAAUGGCAGAUGAAGAACAGCUGGAGCUUCAGCUUGGUGCAAGUUUUGUAGAUGGAAAGCUGGUCAAGCUGCCCAAGAAACCGAUGUCUGCUUUCCUGUACUUUUGUCGAGAAAAAAGGAAGAAUGAUGCUAAAUUGAAUGGAGUUAAUUUAUUAGAGGGCAAUGCCAUCCUAAGCCAGAUGUGGAAAGAUUCUUCUAUGGAAGAGAAACAGGUCUAUCUAUCUGCUACUCUUGCUGGCAAAGAGAAAUAUAAAAGAGAAAUGUCUUACCUCAUGAUGAAAUAUCCCGACACCGUCAAAGAAUUACAAGGAACGAGAAAAAGGAAAAACUCGGCUAAAGAUGAAAGCAUUCCAGCUCCAAAGAAGCGAGGAAGGAAGAAAAAAUCCACUCCUCCUCCUCCCCCUCCUCUUGCCUCUCUUCCAUCAAGGCCAUCACCAUCAGAAGCUCCUCCUAUUACUAGUAAAAGUAUUCCACCAACGCUGGUCCAGGAAGUUAAAGUCCCUGGAACUGAUAUUUCUAUAUUCACUCCGGAAUUUUUGGAGCAUAAUAAAAAGCUAAAUUCACAGUUAAUGCGAUUGAGGAGGGUCAACAAUGACUUGCAAUCUGAGAACAGUAGACUGGAGGACAGUGUCAGUGAUCAAGAAAGGAACUUAGCAACGCUCAAGAUGAAACUUGCUCAAUUCAAGCAAGAGAACGAUAGCUUGGAGACAAGUGUGAGACAAUUAGAAGACUCUAUCUUUCAAUCUUUUGGAGGGUUAGUGAGCGGAAGGAAUAAAGACACAGAAUUCACUUCAGCCGAGGAACUGUUACAAUACAUAAUAGUUAAUGGUGUGACUGGGCGAGCUUUGGCCACCGCCGUCAAAUCUUUUACUGUACCGUAAAUAAUUUUAUUUAUCAUUAAUUUUUAUCAAGAAAA